AUGUCUACAAACCAACGUCUUAAAUUGAUGGUAGUCGCCACACUUGUGGUUGUUGCCAUGAUUAUUAUAACCAACCACUGUCAUGCCCUUGCUUCCUCACAAAGAAUACAUGGUUGUCCUUUGUAUAAAUGUUCGCCUUGUAAAUAUGGAUUCAAAAGAGAUCGUUUUGGCUGCCAAAAGGGAUGUGAAUGCAAACCUCGAAGAGACUGUCCACAAAUUUACUGUCUGAUUGGAUGCAAGUACGGCUACAAGAAGGAUCGUUAUGGUUGUCAGCAAGCAUGUGAUUGCAAUCCAGCUCCAAGUUGUCCACAAAUCUACUGUUUAGUACCAUGCGAGUAUGGAUACAAGAAGGAUCGUUACGGUUGUCAAAUUGCAUGUGAUUGUAACGAAGCACCCGUUUCAUAUUAA
Messenger RNA from Naegleria lovaniensis, 408 nucleotides. RefSeq lists its product as uncharacterized. The transcript is spliced from 2 exons. Bases 1 to 408 code for a protein of 135 amino acids. Gene Ontology annotation, molecular function: serine-type endopeptidase inhibitor activity. The record is from RefSeq and is a predicted model, not a curated record. Lineage: Eukaryota; Heterolobosea; Eutetramitea; Acrasida; Naegleriidae.